Messenger RNA from Salvelinus namaycush (lake trout), 512 nucleotides. Its product is annotated as DNA-directed RNA polymerases I, II, and III subunit RPABC5-like. Bases 40 to 330 code for a protein of 96 amino acids. Gene Ontology annotation, biological process: tRNA transcription by RNA polymerase III; transcription by RNA polymerase I; transcription by RNA polymerase II. The transcript has 3 exons. The record is from RefSeq and is a predicted model, not a curated record. NCBI's taxonomy places the organism in Eukaryota, Metazoa, Chordata, Actinopteri, Salmoniformes, Salmonidae. Gene Ontology annotation, molecular function: DNA binding; zinc ion binding; DNA-directed RNA polymerase activity. Gene Ontology annotation, cellular component: RNA polymerase III complex; RNA polymerase II, core complex; RNA polymerase I complex.
AUUGAGGGAGGAGCGACGCGCGUUAGCCUAGCUAGCUACAUGUUCUUCCUGUGUGCUUUCUUGUCUGUUUGCAAGGGUUACUGCGGAACAUCUUUUACUUUACAGGCCCCAGUCGAUCGGAUCAAAAUGAUUAUCCCGGUCCGGUGCUUCACCUGUGGGAAAAUCGUUGGGAAUAAAUGGGAGGCGUACCUUGGCCUCCUUCAAGCUGAAUACACUGAAGGUGAUGCCCUUGAUGCUCUUGGUCUGAAGAGGUAUUGCUGUCGGAGGAUGCUGCUGGCUCAUGUAGACCUCAUUGAGAAGUUGCUGAAUUAUGCACCCCUGGAGAAAUGAUGGAUACAACAACCACAUACAAGAAUCAUAUGGCUUAUUUAUGGACAAGCCCUGGCUGACUGCCAGUGAGGCAGUGCACCCUGAUGGAUUGACAUCCUCAAGAGACUAUUUUCACACCUUGUUUGAAUCCUACAUGUUUUUUUGUUGUUGAAUAAAGCAAUAAAUACUAAAUUAUAAUAAGU